AGCAUGUCAGCUGAUAAGUGAUAAUGUAGCCAGACUGUCAGAAACGCAUCAGCCCAGUAGAUAUACAUAAAUAAAUUAUCAGUGGAUGAAAUUUUGUAAUUAAUAGUUAGCCUGCAGUAGUUCGCGGGCACUUUACGCUUCCAGUCUUAAUACCAUCUCUUCAACUGAUACAAUAAAUCGAGUAGAAUGUAUAAACAAACGUGCACCAACAUACUAAGCCUUUCACCUGUAGAGGUCAAAAAAUGGCUUAACAGUUUCGAUUCCGUUAUAACCGAUUGCGAUGGUGUUCUGUGGGUGUACGGGAAUCUGAUAUCCGGCUCAUCGGAUACCAUAAACUAUCUAAAAAAAAUGGGAAAGAGCAUUUAUUUUUGCACAAAUAAUUCGACGAAAACACGCAAAGAGCUGCUUGUGAAGGGUAUAGAACUGGGCUUUAAUAUUACCGAAGACGGCAUCAUAUCGACAGCCCAUGCAACAGCUGCUUAUCUGAAGAAUCGCAAUUUUAACAAGCGCGUCUAUGUCAUUGGUUCCGAGGGAAUUGGAAAGGAGUUGGACGCCGUUGGUAUAGAGCAUUCAGGCAUUGGACCGGAUGUUAUGCAGGGCACACUGAGCACAUUCAUGUCGCAGCACUUAACUCUAGAGUCGAAUAUUGGCGCAGUUGUCGUCGGCUUUGAUGAGCAUUUCAGCUUUCCCAAAAUGACAAAAGCAGCGUCCUACUUAAGCGAUCCGAACUGCUUGUUUAUUGCAACCAAUACGGAUGAACGUUUCCCUAUGCCUGAAAUGGUUGUUCCGGGCAGUGGCAGCUUUGUGAAUGCAAUUCGCACGUGUGCGGAGAGGAAACCCACUGUCAUUGGAAAGCCUAAUCCGGCCAUUUGUCAGACAUUGAUUAAGCAGAACAAAAUCAAACCAGCACGCACUUUAAUGAUUGGUGAUCGCGCCAAUACGGAUAUUCUCUUGGGCUACAAUUGUGGAUUUCAGACACUUCUAGUCGGAUCGGGAAUUCAUAAUAUGACAGACGUGGAUCAAUGGAAGAAUAGCAAAGACCCCGAGGACAAAAAACUGAUACCCGAUGUGUAUCUACCAAAACUGGGAGAUCUAUUGCCCUUGAUUCUGAACUCAAUGACACAUGGAAGUUAUUAAUUUGUAUAUAUUCUUAAAUACUUUAUUUAGUUUAUGUUUUGCGCUCAGGGACGCUAUCAAACUUAAUUACGAUAGACAGAAAUUUAUUUA
Messenger RNA from Drosophila hydei, 1227 nucleotides. RefSeq names its product glycerol-3-phosphate phosphatase. The record is from RefSeq and is a predicted model, not a curated record. Gene Ontology annotation, cellular component: cytoplasm. NCBI's taxonomy places the organism in Eukaryota, Metazoa, Arthropoda, Insecta, Diptera, Drosophilidae. The transcript has 2 exons. Gene Ontology annotation, molecular function: phosphatase activity. Bases 187 to 1137 code for a protein of 316 amino acids.